GUAGGAAGUAACUAGCUAGGAAGUCUUCAAGAAUGCAUUUGGCUAAUUAGCGCUCAAGCGAACUACGCGUCGUUUCUGUUUUGAUAUACCUCAGCGGUCGAGAUCCCUAUAGGAAGACCACUCUCCGUGCAUCCAAUAAUUGAAGUGUUGUAGAAUCUUAUCUGAUCAAAAUGAGUCUACAGUGGACGGCCGUGGCCACAUUCCUUUAUGCGGAGGUCUUCUUUGUGUUGCUUCUGUGUGUGCCCUUCAUCUCCCCCAAGAGAUGGAGUAAGAUCUUCAAAUCUCGUCUGGUUCAAACUAUUGCAUAUUAUGGAAACACCUCCUUCAUUGUAGCCAUUGCCAUUCUAGUUUUCUUACUAAUUGAUGCGUUCAGGGAGGUGCGAAAGUACAGUGUGACUGAGAAGGUGGACCUGACCAACAACCCAGUGGCUGUAGAUCACAUUCACAUGAAGUUGUUCAGAGCCCAGAGGAAUGAGUACAUUGCUGGCUUCGCCCUGCUCCUGUGUGUGUUGCUGAGGCGACUGGCAACCCUGCUCUCUCAGCAGGCCACUUUGAUGGCUUCCAACGAGGCCUUCAAGAAGCAAGCCGAGGGAGCCAGUGAUGCUGCCAAGAAGUACAUGCAGGAGAAUGAGGAUCUGCAGGCGAAACUAAAGGAUGCCGGCGUCGCUGUCCCAGAAGUGGGCAAGAAGCCAUCUGGAGUUGGAGUGCAGGAGGAAAACAAGACGUUGAAGGCAGAGGUGCGCUCUCUGAAGGAUGAGCUGGAAGCCACAAAGAAAGUCCUCCUGAAGUCUGACGGUGACGUGAAGGCAAUGAAGAAGCAGGCGGAGAACCUGACUGUGGAGUAUGACCGCCUGCUCAAUGAACAUUCCAAGCUGCAGGCAAGCAGUGAUGCUCAAUCGCAGGACAAAAAGUCCAACUGAUCGGGAGAGAAGUGUUGACGUGCUCGUACCAUCCGCCGUCAACAGCCACCCACCACCACUGCUUUACACAGGAAGUCAUUAGGUGCUGAAUGUGCAGACCUGCAGGAGGAGGAUUUGGUUUAUCUGCCUUUAAAGCCUCGCUACUCUGUUGUGGCGCACAAUGGAUAGCCAUGUUUUUUUGUAUGGUUUGCCUCCAUUUGUGAAACCACCAUGUACUUUAUAUCUGUACUUAGCUGUUUUCAUUCCAUUUGAAAUUAAAUGAACGAAUUGCACAUCUGAACAGAUGAUCCUCUUUGUAUUUGAGAAGGCUACGUCCCCUGUUGGAUGUCUGAUUUUACUACUUUAGUUGUUCAACCAAUGUAUCUAUUCUGAGGGGACCUGGUAACAGUUGUCCAUGUCACAAAUAUUCCGAUAUCUGAUAGAAAAUAUGUAGUUGCGAGUCACCUUUGGACUUACUGUAAGGUGUGGUUUAACAUCUUAUUCCUAUUUGUCAAUUCUUCAUGUUUUGAAUGUAAUCUGUGUUACCUGUUACAGUAUGAGGCAGACCCUACUGUCAUUAAGGGCAUCAUAUUGUAUGGGUGGGAAUCUGCAUAUGCUCCUUUGAUGGAAAGCAGUUCAUUUUCACUCAUGUAAUUAGGCCCAUUUCAUGCUUUUGACUGAACAAAUCUGUGAUUUGGCACAUCUUGUUCUUUGAAGCCCUUAUCCACUUGCUUUGUUUGAAAAUUAUUAAGUUCCUUUUACCUCGUCUGACUGCACACUUCUGUAUUGGAGAAGUGCCUCAGGCACAUGGUGUGACGAACUUGUACCACUCAAAUCACUAAGCCUGCAUAACAUGAUAUGAGAUGAGCUAUAUUGGAAUGUAGGGCUUCAUGGCGUCCUUCCAUUUGAAGUCAGUUUGCCUCUCUCUCAUUGGUUGAGAUGGCAUUUAAAAACACGGUUGGUUCAGUCUUUCAAAUGUUAGACACGAUGUAGUCUUUAAAUUCUGAUAUUUGAAAGAAUGUUGGAAAUUUGUUUAUUAAACUUCUUUGCGAUCUCACACCCUGUCUUUUCUUUCCUGUUUUCCCACCUGCUGAUCAUAGAAUGGUCUAUUUGGAGUGCUUCGCCCGCCAUUUUGAAUUUAAUUGGAGGGGAUAUUUUAUGAACUGCAUAAUAAGCUUUCCCUGCCUGUAGAUCCAAUUUGACAACUGGCCUUUCACCAGGUGACAGUAGAAUAUAUAUAUAGCCUGGUAACUUGCUGAAAUUAGUGCUUUGGGUCAUCUGAGGAAUUACAUCAUGAAUUGUUGUACCAGGUAAAAAUGGGGACUCCUUCAGGGGAGAUGGUAACCUGUCGGGGUCUGUCUGUUGUACGAGAAAUUCUUAGUUUGUGGUGAUAUUAACAUGCCUAAGAACAGUACACUAUUCAUCCAUGUUUAUAUGUAAUAUCAGUGUUUAGUUACCUUCAUUUAUAAUGCACCCUUUACAAGGUCGCCGAGCAGGCCAAUACUCGUUUUAAAGGUUCUAUGUAUUUGACCAUUUCUUUUGCUUUCAUCUAUUUUCUUGUGGGCGAGGGGUUUGUUUUGAUGAACUAUUUACAGUAGGUGGUAGAUGUCUGGAAGCCAUCUGAUUUUUAAAUGCCACUUAUUUCCCCUCAUUACAUUGUCAGUUUUUCCAUUUUGUCAGACACUGGUGAUAUUCAUUCCUUAGUCCAAGGGCUUUUGAAAUUCAUAUUCUCAACAGAGAAGAUGAGUCUCAAAGGUUUUGCAGAUUUUGUCCUUGCUGUUUAGUCAUUGACUCUUGAUGAUAUUAAUUCUAUUAUAUAAUCUCAUUUGGUGGCCUUAAAAGUGAUGUCAUUUAACUGACCUAUUUUUGCAUGAUGACUUUCUCACAAGAGAACUGCAUUUACACAUCGUAUGAUCUUCUACUGUCCUUUCAAGAAAUGUUGGCUAAUUAUGUCACAAAGUUUUCCCCUUCUCUUGGAGGGAAGAAGUUUGCUGUUUCAUUAUAACUAAAUGUAUUUUUUUGGAUUACAGCAUCUUUGCAGUCAACUACAUGUAUGAACAUGGUCAAUGCUGUUGGUGUGUAAUGCAAAAUAAAUAUAUUUCUCAACAAUG
Oncorhynchus nerka (sockeye salmon) is the source of this 3010-nucleotide messenger RNA. It is a transcript of the gene bcap31, whose product is annotated as B cell receptor associated protein 31. Gene Ontology annotation, cellular component: endoplasmic reticulum membrane; endoplasmic reticulum. The record is from RefSeq and is a predicted model, not a curated record. NCBI's taxonomy places the organism in Eukaryota, Metazoa, Chordata, Actinopteri, Salmoniformes, Salmonidae. The coding region runs from base 171 to 920 and encodes 249 amino acids. Gene Ontology annotation, biological process: endoplasmic reticulum to Golgi vesicle-mediated transport; intracellular protein transport. The transcript is spliced from 8 exons.